GGUGUAAGUAAUCCAGUACACCCUACACCAAUAAUUCUCCUGGGGUCCAUGCUUCACAUGCUUUACCACAAUGGCGGUCUGAAUAGUCACUUUCAACGGCCAACGCACUUCAAACCCAGAAGAUAAAUUAUCAACCGAGUACGUCGUGCUUUGGUCGUGCUACCAAGCGUGCCACCAAAAAAAUUACCAGUCACCUUGAGCUCUUCCACCGGUCACCCCUUAAAUCAAUGGAGCGAUCACAACUUCUGAACAAGUGGCCUGGUAUACAUAGUAGAGCAAACCAUCGUAUAACGAAACCAUUAUCAGACGUCUCAAUCGACUCGAUGGACUGAAAUAAGCAUUACACCCUCAGUGAACAAAUAGUACCGUAGCCAGUCAGGGGCUUGCAUGACUCGGACAACCGCGACGUGUCGAAGCACGGUUACUGUAGGGAAUAUUUUGCCCUUCACCCUCACAUCGCAUGAGUCACGAUCGGCCCAAGCAACGUGUAUUUCACUUCGGUUACUCCCCUACCGUUCAUUGCGCAUGGAAAUAUCUUAUUCCAGUGUCAGCAAAAUCAGUUGCCAGUGGACGAAAGCAAUUAUCGCAACACGCCGAGAUGUCAGCUGCUUGUGCCGGUAGAUGGGAUCAUGACGCGUUUUGAUUCAUUAGCGCAGGCUCGCAUAAACGUAUAGCCUUUAUCGACAGCAUUCCAGAUGAAGUCGAGUUUGAACGUGGUUUUAGCCCUAACCAGCGCAUCGUGGGAUUGGGAAGCUCUCUACUGACGCUUUAUUGUUUAGCACUUUAUCAUUGCAGGAGUGGACAGCGUGGUUUAUCGGGGG
Serpula lacrymans var. lacrymans S7.9 is the source of this 821-nucleotide messenger RNA. RefSeq lists its product as uncharacterized. The transcript is spliced from 5 exons. NCBI's taxonomy places the organism in Eukaryota, Fungi, Basidiomycota, Agaricomycetes, Boletales, Serpulaceae. Bases 388 to 621 code for a protein of 77 amino acids. The record is from RefSeq and is a predicted model, not a curated record.